Vicia villosa (hairy vetch) is the source of this 2096-nucleotide messenger RNA. Its product is annotated as disease resistance protein RUN1-like. The record is from RefSeq and is a predicted model, not a curated record. The transcript has 4 exons. Gene Ontology annotation, biological process: defense response. Gene Ontology annotation, molecular function: ADP binding; ATP hydrolysis activity. Lineage: Eukaryota; Viridiplantae; Streptophyta; Magnoliopsida; Fabales; Fabaceae. Bases 77 to 2017 code for a protein of 646 amino acids.
ACGACCCGAAGAAAGCAAGGAUUCACCCAAAUUUCUCAUAGAAUAGGGAGGCAGAUUUCAACGUCUUUUGAACAAAAUGAAAAAGGAGGCAGAUUUCGAUUUACUGUGUGAAAAGAGAUGGAGAGUGAUGCUUCGUCUGACAGCUAACACCGCAGGGUUCGUAAUACUAAACUCCAGGAAUGAAAGUGAGGAUAUCAAAACAAUUGUUGACAAAGUUUCACAUUUGCUAAAUAAGUCAGACUUGUUUAUUGCACAUAAUCCCGUGGGAAUUGAAUCUCGAGUGCAAGAUGUCAUUCAACUUCUACCCAUUCAAUCAAAUGAUGUUUUACUACUAGGGAUGUGGGGCAUGGGGGGAAUUGGCAAAACAACCAUCGCAAAAGCCAUUUACAAUAAAAUUGGCUGCAAUUUUGAAGGUAGGAGCUUCAUUGCUAAUAUUAGGGAAAAUGGGGAGAAAAUUAAUGGACUAGUGAGUUUACAAGAGCAACUUCUAUUUGAUAUCUGCAAAGAAACGACAAUCAAGAUACCAAACAUUCAGUCAGGAAUAACAAUGUUACGGUCUAGACUCAGCUUAAAAAAAGUACUCAUUGUACUUGAUGAUAUAAAUAAGUUAGAACAACUGCAUGCUUUCUGUGGAAGUUUUAGAUAUCCAGAAUGGUUUGGUCCAAGGAGUAUAAUAAUUAUCACAACCAGAGAUAAGCGUUUACUUAAGGGGAGAGUUGAUAAAAUAUACGAUAUGUCAAUAAUGACUGAAAGUGAAUCACUAGAGCUUUUUAGUUGGAAUGCGUUCAAGCAAGCAAGUCCUAUGGGAGAUUUUGAUAGAAUUUCCAGAAAUGUAGUUAAAUAUUCUGAGGGAUUGCCGCUAGCCCUUGAAGUCCUUGGGUCGUAUUUGUAUCAUAAGACGGAAUCAGAGUGGAAACUUGUAUUGGAGAAACUCCAAAGAAUUCCUAAUAACCAUGUGCAGAAUAAGUUAAGAAUAAGUUAUGAUGGUUUAAAUGAUGAUGAUGAGCAAGAAAUAUUCCUUGAUAUAGCUUGUUUCUUUAUUGGGAUGGAUCGAAAUGAUGUUAUACUUAUAUUGAAAGACCGUGGACUUUCUGCUGAAAUUGGAAUACGUGUCCUUGUUGAGCGAAGUCUUGUGACUGUUGAUGAUAAGAACAUUCUUGGAAUGCAUGGUUUGAUGCGAGAUAUGGGAAGAGAAAUCAUUCGUGAGGAAUCACCAUGGAGGCCCGAGGAGCGUAGCAGGUUGUGGUUUUAUGAUGAUGUGAUUGACGUAUUAUCAAAACAAAAUGGAAAAGAAGGUGUUUUGGGUUUGGCUUUAAAGCUGCCUAUAGCUAAUGCAAAAUGUUUUAGCACUAAAGCAUUUGAGAAGAUGGAGAGACUCCGAUUCCUUAAACUUGAUGAGGUAUUACUUGUUGGAGAUUUUGAAUAUGUUUCUAGAGACCUGAGAUGGCUGUCAUGGAAUGGAUUAAGUCAAAUUCCUAGAAACUUUUUUAGAGAAAAUUUAGUUUCUAUCGAAUUGGAGAACAGUCAAGUCAAACUUCUAUGGAAGAAAACUCUGAGGAUGGAGAAGCUGAAAAUUCUCAAUCUUAGUCAUUCUCACUUUCUCACACGAAGCCCCGACUUUUCAAACAUGCCUAAUCUUGAAAAGCUAGUACUUAAAGAUUGUCCAUUGCUGUCUAAGAUUUCUCCAAGCAUUGGACAUCUCAAUAAAAUUCUUCUAAUAAAUUUGGAAGAUUGUAGUGGCCUACGUAGCCUCCCAAGAAGCAUCUAUAAGUUGAAAUCUUUGAAAACUCUCAUUCUUUCAGGUUGUGUACAUAUUGACGAGUUGGAAGAAGAACAAAUAGAAUCUUCAACCACUCUCCAUGAAAAUAUAACUCCAAUAACAAGAGUAUCCUUUUUAGUAAUAAGGUCAAAAAGCAUUGGAUAUAUUUCUCUGUGCGACUGUGAGGGAUUUUCACGUUAUGUGUUUCUAUUUAUCAUUUGGCUUUGGAUGCUGAGAUAUGCAUUGAUUUGUAUAUAAUUAUGUAUUCAUUACGAUUGAUUGUUUAUUGAUUUACCCUCCUAAUCAAGGGAUACUUGUUGUACAAUAUUCAAUAUAA